AUGUCUUUGGCCGGAGCAGGGAACGUGACCAUGCUACUGUGGUACUGGCCCCUCGGCAGGUCAUUCAGCCUGAGGGGCAAUGUGUGCUGGGACCUCUACUACAUCCUUCGCUUCAGACUGGUGAAUCAGUGUUCUUUGUUUCCUUUGGUGGACAUAGUGGGGUUCCACAAUCAUGAGCUGGUGCAAAGCUGCGAAAAGCUGCCCUUUCACCUACCUUGUUCACAGGGACAGAGGUGGGCCUGUAUGUCCCUGGAGGAAACCUUCAUCAGUUUGGCCAUUUUCUUCAACAUGAUGAUAACCUACAGAAGAGAUGCUGAUGUCACUGUUCUCAUUGUCAAGGUGUUACCAAAGGAUGAUGCAGUUGUAGAGGAUGUCCAGAAUAAGAGCUUUCUGGUGUGUUGGGUUGUCAGCAAUUACAAGAGCCAGCAUAUGAAAAGCCAGGCGUACAAGAACCUCAGUGAAACAAUUCCUGUGAAGAUUUACGGCCGUUGGACAAAGAAACCCUUCACCUCCAGAGCCCUUAUACCCACAAUCUCUCGCUGCUACUUCUAUUUAGAGUUUGAGAACUCAGACAACAAAUAUUUUAUCACAGAGAAGCUGUGGAGGAACGCUUACCAAGGUGGGGCAGUGCCUGUUAUCCUGGGACCACUGUUCGAUGAUUACAAAGCUGUGACUCCACCUAAACCUUUCAUUCAUACUGAUGAGUUUGCCUCAGUAAAAGAGUUAGGGAAGUAUCUACAACAGUUAGCAGAGGAUAAGAAACACUACAGACACCUUCAAAUGGUGUCUCUAAUCGUUGAACAGAGGUUUCUACAGCAGCCCCCCUUCAAGUCUGCAUUUCUAUCACACUGCCUGCUCCAUUACAGCAGGACAUCCAAGGCCUCCUCCAUCUGUGUUAUCUGGCACUGA
Notolabrus celidotus (New Zealand spotty) is the source of this 909-nucleotide messenger RNA. RefSeq names its product 4-galactosyl-N-acetylglucosaminide 3-alpha-L-fucosyltransferase 9-like. The record is from RefSeq and is a predicted model, not a curated record. NCBI's taxonomy places the organism in Eukaryota, Metazoa, Chordata, Actinopteri, Labriformes, Labridae. Gene Ontology annotation, molecular function: alpha-(1->3)-fucosyltransferase activity. Gene Ontology annotation, cellular component: membrane.